Messenger RNA from Peronospora matthiolae, 1884 nucleotides. The record is from the annotation of a GenBank genome assembly. Lineage: Eukaryota; Oomycota; Peronosporomycetes; Peronosporales; Peronosporaceae.
AUGUGGCAGCGUCUGGUCCUCGCGCCGCGUCUAGCGACGGCGCUGCAGCGUCCCACGCCGCGUUACAAGCGUCAGUUGAAGCGCUUGCCUCUUCUCUAUCGUCCACUAACGUCAUUGUCUCCAUUGUCCGACAGCAGCCGCCGCAUCUUGUGCGUAGACGUGCCCGAGCACGUGGCCGAAGUCUCGUGCGUCCAGGAGCUCGUGCAGCGCGGCCACGUCGUCGACCAUGUACGCGCUGUGUCGGACUCUUUCCUCCUCUCAGUCGUACAAGACUAUGACGCGCUCAUGGUGACGCCUGGCACGAAGUUGUCGCGCGAGUUGCUGCGCGCAGGCGCCAAGCACAAGCUGAAGCUCGUGGCGGUGCCUGCGGCUGCGAUUCCCAGUGAAGACGUGGAUCUCUUGGAAGCGACGAAUCAGGGCGUGAUGCUGCUGCAGUUGGAGCAUAAACAACUGAGUGACCGCUCGUCGGUGGAGGCCGAGAUUGGACUCAGUUUACUUAUUCAGUUGGCACGUCACUUGCCUCGUAGUAUGGCCUCGAUGCACUCGGGACGGGAGAAACCAUUUGAUCGGCAGCAAUUUGUGGGGACAGAGCUUGCUGGCAAGAACCUCGGCGUUGUGGGCAUUGGACAAGCGGGACGACGGGUGGCGGACAUGGCGAAUGCGCUCGGCUUGCACGUCUUUGGCUUUGAUCCGAACUUGAACCACGAGACAGCCGAGCUCAUGGGCGUGAAAUCCGUGUCCAUGGACGAGUUGUAUGCGACGUGCGACUUCAUUACAUUCCAUGCGCCCUUGACAGCUCGAACGCGCGGUAUGUUUGAUGACGAUGCACUUGAUAAGUGCAAGCAUGGAGUGAAGAUUGUGUCUGUCCCAGAGUACAAGGGGUGUCACGGUCUACUGGAUGAAAACACGCUACUGCGUGGAAUUAAGUCAGGGAAGAUCAGUGGCGUUGCGCUGGACCUGCUGCAGCCAGCUGAAGCGGAGGAUGCGCUGGAUCUGUCGCCUACGUGGCUCGAACUCAUGAAGCACGAAAACGUCAUCGCGCAUACGCACGCGGAUGGUACGGCGUCUGAAGAUGUGCUCCAGGCUCGCAAAUACCGUCUCUUGGCGGAAAACGUUGGCGACGCGCUGGCGCAGCGCUACUUUCGUGGUGUGGCCAAUGGUGUCUUUAUGCCGCUGACGCUGCUACCGGAGAUGAAACCGUUCCUCGAGCUAAGCGAGUCGUUGGGUCGCUUCGUGCACCAGCUUACUCUCUCGGCUGAUCCUAAGGACCGCAUCACGCAUGUGUCGUUGGCAGCCACGGGCGGCUUUCAGAUUGACAUUACUACACCACAGGCUCGGCAGCUCCUUCAAAAUGCGCUCCUUAAAGGUAUGCUCGAGAGCAUGCGCGGACAUGAAAAGGCUGUAAAAGACAGCAGGCAACCUGAAGUAUGUCUUUUAAAUGCAUCGCUGCUUGCUAUGGCGAAGGGGAUUGACGUGCGCCAGGGCGACUUACAGAGCGACCCGGCGGCUGUACGUCGCCACCUCAAGAAUUGCUUGGCUGUCGUGGUCCAGACGAAAAACAAAGAUCGCCUCCUUGUCAAAGGCAGCGUUUUCGGUGAAGAUCCGCGUGUCGUGCGUGUAAACGAGUACUCAGACUUUCCCGCUUUUCGUCCACAAGGCAACCUGCUGGUGUUCAACAAUGAGGACGUUCCUGGCGCUAUUGCCGGCAUCCUCAGUGAACUGGCACAGGCCGAGAUUAACAUUGCCAACUUCGGUCUUGCGCGUCAGAGCAAUGUUGAGCUCCCACUUGGUAUACUUGCUCUCGACUCAGUUCCCUCCGAUGAAACGCUGUAUGCGCUCAAGAAGCUGCCCAACAUACGUAGCGUCCGUUUCGCACAAGUUUGA